Messenger RNA from Lepus europaeus (European hare), 1043 nucleotides. Its product is annotated as eukaryotic translation initiation factor 3 subunit M-like. Gene Ontology annotation, molecular function: translation initiation factor activity. Gene Ontology annotation, biological process: cytoplasmic translational initiation. NCBI's taxonomy places the organism in Eukaryota, Metazoa, Chordata, Mammalia, Lagomorpha, Leporidae. The transcript has a single exon. Gene Ontology annotation, cellular component: eukaryotic translation initiation factor 3 complex; cytoplasm. The record is from RefSeq and is a predicted model, not a curated record.
AUUUGCUUGAUGUUGAAAGAUGUUGAAAGUGUGAUGAACAGCGUGGUAUCCCUGCUUUUGAUCCUGGAACCAGACAAGCAAGAAGCUUUGAUUGAAAGCCUGUGUGAAAAGCUGGUCAAGUUUCGGGAAGGGGAACGCCCGUCUCUGAGACUGCAGCUGCUAAGCAACCUUUUCCAUGGAAUGGAUAAGAAUACUCCUGUAAGGUACACGGUGUAUUGCAGCCUCAUUAAAGUGGCAGCCUCUUGUGGGGCCAUCCAGUACAUUCCAACUGAGCUGGAUCAGGUUAGAAAAUGGAUUUCUGACUGGAAUCUCACCACUGAGAAGAAGCACACCCUUUUAAGGCUUCUUUAUGAGGCACUCGUGGACUGUAAGAAAAGUGAUGCUGCUUCAAAAGUCAUGGUGGAAUUACUUGGAAGUUACACAGAGGACAAUGCUUCCCAGGCUCGAGUUGAUGCCCACAGGUGUAUUGUACGAGCACUGAAAGACCCAAAUGCAUUUCUUUUUGACCAUCUUCUUACUUUGAAACCAGUGAAGUUUUUGGAAGGCGAGCUUAUUCAUGAUCUUUUAACCAUUUUUGUCAGUGCUAAAUUGGCAUCAUAUGUCAAGUUCUAUCAGAAUAAUAAAGACUUCAUUGAUUCACUUGGGCUAUUACACGAAUAGAAUAUGGCAAAAAUGAGACUACUUACUUUUAUGGGAAUGGCAGUAGAAAACAAGGAAAUUUCUUUUGAUACAAUGCAGCAAGAACUCCAGAUUGGAGCUGAUGAUGUUGAAGCAUUUGUUAUUGAUGCGGUAAGAACUAAAAUGGUCUACUGCAAAAUUGAUCAGACUCAGAGAAAAGUAGUUGUCAGUCAUAGCACACAUCGGACAUUCGGAAAACAGCAGUGGCAACAACUGUAUGAUACACUCAAUGCCUGGAAACAAAACUUGAACAAAGUGAAAAACAGCCUUUUGAGUCUUUCUGAUACCUGAUUUUUUUAUGCAUAUAAUUUUGUUCUGUUGGGAGAAAACAAAACCUAAAUCAUAGUAAAACAUUAUAAACUAAA